AUGACUCAAAACCCUCUGAAUGUUUAUCAAAGUCGCCACUCUUCCAAAAUUAAUUUGCUAUUGCACUUGUUUUUUGUUCCACUAUUCAUGGUUGGCUCCAUUCUGACCAUUGUCCUCUUUUUUAUUCAACCAUUUCUUUCAAUUAUUGGUUUUCCCAUUAUGGCCAUAGCCAUGGGCAUGCAAAACAUUGGACACAAGUUGGAAACAAAUAAGCCAGAACCAUUUACAGGUCCAUGGGAUUUUAUUAAGAGAAUAUUCAUUGAGCAAUGGAUUACCUUUCCAAAGUAUUUCUUGUCUGGAAAGUUCUUUAGAAUAUUGUGCUCUUCCACUGAUCUGAUGAAUCUCAAAUUUGAUAAAAGUAUGAAUAAUUGA
Messenger RNA from Naegleria gruberi, 372 nucleotides. RefSeq lists its product as uncharacterized. The transcript has a single exon. The record is from RefSeq and is a predicted model, not a curated record. Lineage: Eukaryota; Heterolobosea; Eutetramitea; Acrasida; Naegleriidae. Bases 1 to 372 code for a protein of 123 amino acids.